AUGGCCAAACUCGAGUCGGACCAUUCGGCUCUAAUGGACAAGUACAAGGCGCUUGAAUGCAAACACGUGGGAGUUCUAACUGACAGCAGAACGUCCGCGCAAGAAAUUGAGGCAAAGGAUUCCAAAAUCGAGGAGCUGAUGCAAAUGCUAGAGAUUUUGCGUUCGAAGCAACACGCCAACUCGUCAGACAGCAAUUCUACAAAUGAUGAAGGCAAAGAAGCUCUGGAAGGACGUCUGAAGAUGCUAGAGGAAAACUUGGCGCAGAUGAAUGGAUACGCCGAUCAGCUGGAGAUGGUCAUCUCUCAGUGCCCUUCGUGCACCGUAAAACUCCAGAACGAAAGCACGCAAGAUUCGAUCUCCAACAAAGCCGAGUAG
This is a messenger RNA of Phytophthora nicotianae INRA-310, 375 nucleotides long. RefSeq lists its product as hypothetical. The transcript has 3 exons. The record is from RefSeq and is a predicted model, not a curated record. The coding region runs from base 1 to 375 and encodes 124 amino acids. Lineage: Eukaryota; Oomycota; Peronosporomycetes; Peronosporales; Peronosporaceae.